CCCAUGCUAAUGCUCAUGGUCAUGCUCAUGGACACGGUCAUGCUCGUUCUUCUCCCUCACCACCACCACCACCACCACCACCAUUUUAUUCUUAUUUCCCAACUGCUUCUCAAUCAAAUGACUUGAUUUAUGAUAUUCCUUUAGAAAAUUGUAAUGCUGAAACUAAAGCCAAAUUGGAAUCAUUUUUUGAGAAUGAAGGUAUUAAUUCAUUCAUGAAAAAUGUUCAACUUUAUGUUGAUAAUGCAGAAAGAUAUGAAGAAUUAAUUAGAACUGCUUCCCUUGAAGAUAAUGAAAAUCAAUUAGAUGAUGAACUUAAAUUCACUCUCUUGAAGAGUUUAUUAGAUGGUGGCUUAAGACCUCAAACUUCAGAAUCUGCUCCAACUCCACCAGUUACUUCAGAAUCGGUUACUCCAGCUCCAUCCACUUCAGAAUUCUCUGAAAGAUCAACUGUCAUUGUUCCAAAAGAAAUUGAUACUACUGAUAAAGUUGUAAUUAGUACCAAGAAAAUUGGUAAUAAUUCAAGAGUUAUUUCUUUAAUGUUAACUAAUAAUACUACUCAUAUUAUUAAUGGUGGUGAUUUAAAAUUUGAAUUUUAUGAUUCUAUCCGUAAUGAAGUUGUCAUUGUUAAAAAUGCUAAUCUGGUUAAACCUGGUCAAACUAGAUUUUAUAAUUUAGGUGGUAUUAAUAAGAUUUUCGAUAAAUUAUCUGGUAUGAAUAUGAAAAUCACCACUUCAAAUGGUAUUUUAGAAGGUGUUUAUAAUGAAUUUGAUGAUUCUAUUUUAUCAUUUGUUUCAGUUGAUGAUUCAAUGGAAGUUGAUCCAAAAGAAACACUUUUAACUUUAACUAAUGAAGAUGAAAUUAAUGUUACUCUUAUUCCAAAAUCAUCAUCUUUAGCUCAAAUUAUCAUUCAUAAUAGAUCCGAAAAAACAGUUGAUUGUUCUGAUUUGAAAUUAGAAAUUGUUAAUUGUUUUGGUAAAUCAGUAGUUGGUGUUAUGAUUAGAAAAAGUCAUGGUAUUUUACCCGGUAAAAUUGGUAAAUUUAAUAUUGGUUUAAUUAAUGCUCAUAUGAAAUUCCCAUUCAAAUUAAUUAUGAGAAAUGAUUAUAAUAUUGGUCAUUGUGAAUUAAGUUUAAAGAAUUUAAGUGGUAAUUUCAAUUUUGAUCCUCAACCAGUUGAUAAUCAAGUUGAACAACCAGAUUUAAUUAAUCUUGAACAAACUCCAGAAUUUGAUGGUGAAGAUGCAGUUAUGGAAGAAGAUGAUCAUUCUUCAGGUACUGAAUCAAUCAUUGAUGAAAAGGAAGAGAUUGAAGUUGUUACUGAAGAAACUAAAGAAAGAGAAACUCCAGAAUCAGAAGAGUCUUUAUUAGAAAGUGGUUCAAUUCAUUCAAUCAUUGUCCCUUCAUUACCUAAAGAAUCUGUCCCUCUUGUUGAUUCCGAAUAUUUGGAUGCUAAAGAUACUGUUACCGAAUCAAAGGCUGAAGAAGCUGAAACCCCAGCCGAAGAACCUCAACAUGAAGAUGAUUAUGAUAUCAUUAGUGAUGGUGACCAUGAAUUUGAUUCUGAUUUUGAAAUCUUAUCUCCAGUUACCAGUAAUCAAUAGAACAGAUGAACUAUUUUACCUUUUUCUAUAUUAACACCUAUGGCACCCCCUUACUUAAUUACUAUUUUUUAUUUUGCUUAAGUUUUUUUUAUGUUUCAAUUCAUUAUGAUAAGAAAAGGUUGCUUAUUCUUAUCAUUCCCCAAUUUACGUUUAGUUAUUAAUUUUUUUAUUAUUAUUUUUACAUCUUAUUAGUUAGGCUGGUUAUUGAAGGUUUGGCUAUUUUUUAUUUACAUAUUCAGCAUGAAGUGGGUGGUGAAAUUUUAUACUUCUUUUUAGUAUCACUUUUAUUUAUUUUUUUAUUAUCUGAGUACUCUGUGUUUGCUUUUACAUUAUUUUUAUAUCAUAGUAAAGUUUAUUAUUAAUAUAUGUUUUUAUCCAUUAAU
This is a messenger RNA of Scheffersomyces coipomensis, 1981 nucleotides long. RefSeq lists its product as uncharacterized. The transcript has a single exon. The record is from RefSeq and is a predicted model, not a curated record. NCBI's taxonomy places the organism in Eukaryota, Fungi, Ascomycota, Pichiomycetes, Serinales, Debaryomycetaceae. Bases 213 to 1598 code for a protein of 461 amino acids.